Molecule: messenger RNA, 4688 nt
Organism: Serinus canaria (Common canary)
Lineage: Eukaryota; Metazoa; Chordata; Aves; Passeriformes; Fringillidae
Gene: RORB
Product: RAR related orphan receptor B
Exons: 10
Coding region: 118-1497 (459 amino acids)
Biological process (GO): regulation of transcription by RNA polymerase II
Cellular component (GO): nucleus
Molecular function (GO): nuclear receptor activity; zinc ion binding; RNA polymerase II cis-regulatory region sequence-specific DNA binding
Source: RefSeq, a predicted model, not a curated record
UUCCCGGCGGAGCAGAGCUGCGGCCGCCGUCACCUUCGCGGGUGUUGAGCCGGGAUUUGUGCGGUGCGGUUCCUGGGCUCCUAGCUUCAUGACUGCGCGGAGCGAGGAACCAACACCAUGCGAGCACAAAUUGAAGUAAUACCAUGCAAAAUUUGUGGUGAUAAAUCCUCGGGAAUACACUAUGGAGUCAUCACAUGUGAAGGCUGCAAGGGAUUCUUUCGGAGGAGCCAGCAGAACAAUGCAUCCUAUUCCUGUCCAAGACAGAGAAACUGUUUAAUUGACAGAACCAACAGAAAUCGCUGCCAGCACUGCCGACUGCAGAAAUGUCUCGCCCUGGGAAUGUCUCGAGAUGCUGUGAAAUUUGGAAGAAUGUCCAAAAAGCAGAGGGAUAGCUUGUAUGCUGAAGUGCAGAAGCACCAGCAGCGACUGCAGGAGCAGCGGCAGCAGCAGAGUGGUGAGGCAGAAGCUCUGGCCAGGGUUUACAGCAGCAGCAUCAGCAAUGGCUUGAACAAUCUGAAUAACGAAACUGGCAGCACCUACGCCAACGGGCACGUCAUCGACCUGCCCAAGUCUGAGGGCUACUACAACGUGGAUUCUGCCCAGCCCUCCCCAGACCAGUCUGGGUUAGACAUGACUGGAAUCAAACAGAUAAAGCAGGAACCUAUCUAUGACCUCACCUCUGUACCAAACUUGUUUACCUAUAGCUCUUUCAACAGCGGGCAGUUAGCUCCAGGGAUAUCCAUGAGCGAAAUCGACCGAAUUGCACAGAAUAUCAUUAAGUCUCAUUUGGAGACAUGUCAAUAUACGAUGGAGGAAUUACAUCAGCUAGCGUGGCAGACCCACACAUAUGAAGAAAUAAAGGUUUACCAGAGCAAGACAAGAGAAGCUCUGUGGCAGCAGUGUGCCAUUCAGAUCACCCAUGCUAUCCAGUAUGUGGUGGAGUUUGCAAAGCGCAUAACAGGCUUCAUGGAGCUCUGCCAGAAUGACCAAAUUCUCCUUCUUAAGUCAGGCUGCUUGGAAGUGGUUUUGGUGAGAAUGUGCCGUGCCUUCAACCCGCUUAACAAUACUGUUCUGUUUGAAGGAAAGUAUGGAGGGAUGCAAAUGUUUAAAGCUUUGGGUUCUGAUGAUCUGGUAAAUGAAGCAUUUGACUUUGCAAAGAAUUUGUGUUCCUUACAGCUGACUGAGGAGGAGAUUGCCUUGUUUUCAUCUGCUGUUCUGAUAUCACCAGAUCGAGCCUGGUUAAUAGAGCCAAGGAAGGUCCAGAAGCUUCAGGAAAAGAUUUACUUUGCACUUCAACAUGUUAUUCAGAAGAACCACCUCGACGAGGAGACAUUGACAAAGUUAAUAGCCAAGAUACCAACAAUUACUGCACUUUGCAACUUGCACGGAGAGAAACUGCAGGUAUUUAAGCAAUCUCAUCCAGACAUAGUGAACACACUCUUUCCUCCAUUAUACAAGGAGCUUUUCAAUCCAGACUCAACCACUGGCUGCAAGUGAAGGGGAUAAUAGAAUUUUCACGUAGUCAUGGAAUGCAUCACUAGUAAGACAAAGAGAAAUGUUUUCAUGAAGAAAUUAUUAAAAAUGUCACUACUGCAACACUAGGAAUGUCCUGCACUUAAUAGAAUUAUUUUUCACCGCUACAGUUUGAAGAAUGUAAAUAUGCAACUCUGAGUGGGGAUGUCUUUUUUCUCUUUUGUUUACUUUUCUUUUUUCUUUUUUUUUCAUUUUUGAACUGACAAUGAAUAUAAAAAUAUAGGACACUGGGUGUUACCUUUUUUUUUAAUUUACUUUUAUUGGGGGAUGUUUUGGGAGACAAAUGUUCCUAGAAUUUUAUUGUAGAUAUACAUGAUAAUAGAGCAGUACUUUGCAGUAUUACUCUUGCUGUUUAUUGUUAAAAUAUAAUUUAAGAAAAUUCCACCUAUUAGACUGCCUAGUUCUAUGUUUUUAGAUAGUUUAAUGCAUGUGGAAAUUUGUAGCUGUCUUGGAAAUUAUGGUGCAUAUAUGGAAGACACACACUCUCACAUAUAUACAUAUAUACAUAUAUAUAUAUAUAUAUGUGUGUGUAUGUAUGUAUGUAUAUAUGUAUGUAUGCAUUAUAUGCAUACAUGCUGUAACUUAAAAUCACAUGCCUACAUUUAAAGGAUGCUCAACCCAGCUGUCAUGUAUUUCUUACCCUCCAAGUAAUGUAUUAGGUUUACUUUGGGCAAUCAAGAUUUGCUUUGCCAGAGUUAAAUUGUCAGCUGCCAAUGUGUAAUGACAGGAUCACUUCUGACAUGUGUGUAAUGUAGUGCAUGUGUGCUGUGUGUAAAUCAAACAUCAGGAAUGUAUCAAUGGUGCAAAAGCCUUGUCUGGAUGGUUUUAGUGAAAAGAGGAGUAGGAUUGGGUUUUUUUUUUAUUUUCUCACUGUUACAGGGAUAGAACAUAUAUAAAAGUGAACAUAGUAGGACCUGAUCUCAGUAAAGUAUCUGAAACAUGGAGUAAAAAUGUAGACAAUCCCAUAUGUACAUUUUUGUGAUUUCACGCAGGAUUUUGUUUUAUAUAUACUGCUUUGAAAAGUAGCUUCAAGUCUUGGUUUGUUUUUUGCUGAACUCAUUAGAAGGAUAGGUAGCAAGCUCAGUGAAAACCAUGGCAAGCCUAAAAUAUAUCUCUGAAGAGGAAGGAAAGGAGGGAAGGGGGAAGAAAGUCAAAAGUGAGUGAAGUCCAUGGUUACUGCAAACAACAGUGUAAUUGUCACUGUUUCUGAGUGCCAUCAUCUACAUGGGACGUAUCUACAUGAUGGUUUCCUUUACACUCAUACAUCUGUGUGUGUUUUAAACACACGCAUAUAUGUAUGUAUAUAUCUGUAUGUAUAUAACUGUAUAUAUAUAUAUGCAUAUAUAGGAUUUAUUUUAGAUGCAUUUCAGGAGUGGAGCAAAGGAUUGGAGCUUUCUUUUUGUCUGUCUCUGAAUUGACUGUACGUGCAUUUGCUUGUAAAACCAAAGGCAAACACGAAGGGGAGUGGAAGGCUGCCAUGGAAUUAAUCUUGUGGAUUAAUUAAGUUUAAUCAGCAGUCAUUAUUAAUGUAUCUGCAUUCUGCCAGCAGUACAAAAGACAGAUGUUUUAGCUUUGAAAGAGGGAUUCAGUUUCUGCUACAUCUCUCUUUACCACCACUUUUACCCAUUGUGAACUUUUUCAGAGCAGUCCCCUCCUGGGAUGCCAGCGAAGGGCAUAGAGCAGAAAUCAGCAGAGGCAGGCAGUAGAGAAAAAAGGAAGUGAAGGCAGGAUCACAAGCAGAUGUGUUUCUUUAUUUCAAACCACACAGAAGCCAGUGCAAUCUGAGGCAAGGCAAGGGGAAGCACGAAGGACCUGCCCAUUUGCAGGCUCAUGGAAGGGCAGUGUCACAGGGAGCCCACAGUGACACAGGUGGGCCCUGGGGUGGGUGAAGAAAAUCAAUCUGUGUUAUUCACAAGGCAUAACUUAAUGCCCUGUGCAGCUCUGGUCUCAAGCCUCUCUUUUCUUCAUGAGCAGAUAAUUCACAGGCUAUUUCAAGUACUUUGAGGAGCUCUCCCCUGCCUUCCAUCAGUCAGUUUGCAAGUUUGCAUAUGUAUUUUGUGGCAGAAUCAAGUCUAGAGAAUAUCACAAUUUGUUUGUUCUGUUUUAGCAAUGUCAGAACAAGUGCAAGAGUAGUUACAAACUCUCAGCUAAUACAUGUUUUUGCGCAGGUCCAUUACAACUUAGAAAAAAGAAAAAUCUGUCCAGCAAAUUUUGUUGUGAGAUUUUUGUUGCAAAUAUGACAUACUCUUCAAAAUUGCUUAAUGCUAUAGAACAGCAGUUACUAAAGUUACCUUUUUUACUCCAAAAUCAGAGGACAUUUCUCUAGUGACUACCAUAAAAUGUCUUCAAUUAACAUAAUAAAGCAUUUUUCUUGAUGCUUACUAACACCACUCUAAAUGUAAGACUGACAUUCCUUUAAAAGGUGAUUUACCUGCUUGCAGCCCUUUUUGUAUGGCAAAUCCAAGAAAAGGAUCCCAAAUUUCAAGUAUGUGUAUGUCAAAACUUAAUGUCUACGUACGAUUUGUGUAGAUUUAUUGGGAAAAAAUUGAGUCAUACUGAAUUCUAGAAGUGCUCAGUCUUAAUUGCAGGGGAUUCAUGUUUUUCUUGAUUUCCCAACACAAGAACACACAUACACUGUUUGAAAUAUUUUAUAAAUUCAUUUACAGUAUAUCAAAGUAUAUAUUUAGCCAACCCCUAGAAAUACAGAAUAAGUGAUUAAUACUACUGUUCAUAGUGCUGCUUAAUAAAGAGGUUUGUCGUGUUUAUAAAUAGUCCUUCACAACUGUGUGUUACAUCUUGAAAAUGUUGUUUUCCUCUCUAAUAAUUGCUAAUUGCUCCUUGGGAUUUUUGAAUUACUUCUCAGGCAAGAUAACUGAAUGGAGGUCACCAGUGAAAAUGACACUACUCAUUAUCUGCAGGGCCUUUAAUCUUUAAAGCACUAUUCUUAUAUCACUGCAAUGUCAUGACCUUUCCAAUCAGUAAUGGUUAUGAUCACAUUUUAAAGAUGAGGAAAUAAAAGAAAAAAGGUUAAGUAACUUGUGAGAGACCACAAAGGUAGAAAUACCCAGUUUAGAAAUAAAAGUGGAUUCUUGGCUUUUGUCCUAAAAUUUCUAAUACUCUGCCAUACAAUAUCCUCGUUGUCACUGACAGGCAAU